Racocetra fulgida is the source of this 130-nucleotide messenger RNA. The record is from the annotation of a GenBank genome assembly. NCBI's taxonomy places the organism in Eukaryota, Fungi, Glomeromycota, Glomeromycetes, Diversisporales, Gigasporaceae.
UAAACUAGGCAUCAUUUUUGAAAAAAAUGAAGAAAGCAAUUUAGCAAAUAUUGAGUUGCAAUGGUUAUGCAUAAAAAUUGGAAGAAGUUUAAGGCUUAACAAUAAUGAAAUUACACGAUUUUAUCUUAAA